GGAGGCUACAAGGCAACGUAAACGGGAUUCUCUCUCCAAAGUCUUCCGGAGAAGUGUCUCAUCAGUUUUUGUUUGGGAAGAAAUCCCGAAUUAGGAUCGAGGGCGAUUCAAAGGACCAAGCUGAUUUUCGUACUGUUCUCUCAAAAGCUAUGCCCAGGCCCUCCUUCAUCACCUUCACCCCAGCCACUGACCCCAGCGACCUCUGGAAGGACGGGCAACAGCAGUCACAGCCUGAGGAGCCAGAGCCCAUCCUGGAUGGGGCUGCAGCCCGGGCUUUCUACGAGGCCCUGAUUGCGAAUGAGAACAAUGCCCCUGAAGCCCAGAAAUCUCAGCCUGAACCUGCUAGGGAGAGAAAGAGGAAGAAAAGACGAACGGUGAGGGAGACUGCAGCAGAAGCAGUGACAGCAGGAGCAUCAAGAAGACAUGGACAAGAGAGAUCCCUUGAGGCCGAGGAUAAGAUGACCCAAUGGAUACUGAGGGCAGCCCAGGAGGGGGACCUGGCAGAACUUCGAAAGCUUUUGGAGCCCCAUGAAGUGGGGGGAGCUGGGGCAAAUAUCAACGCUCGGGAUGCUUUCUGGUGGACCCCCUUGAUGUGUGCGGCCCGGGCAGGCCAGGAGGCAGCUGUUCGCUAUCUCCUGGGCCGUGGGGCUGCGUGGGUUGGGGUCUGUGAGCUGGGUGGCAGGGACGCUGCUCAGCUGGCUGAAGAAGCAGGAUUCCCCGAGGUCGCUCGAAUGGUCAGGGAGAGUCAUGGAGAGACAACAGGUCUGGAGAACCGGUCUCACUCCCCCUCUCCCCAGUACUGUGAAACCUGUGAUGCCCACUUCCAAGACUCCAACCACUGCACAUCCACUGCUCACCUGCUGUCACUGUCCCAGAGUCCCCAGCCCCCCAGCCUUCCCCUUGGAGUGCCCACCUCCAGCCCUGGCUUCAAGCUGCUGCUGAGGGGGGGCUGGGAGCCGGGAAUGGGGCUGGGACCCCGGGGUGAGGGCCGUGCCAACCCCAUCCCCACUAUCCUCAAGAGGGACCAGGAAGGAUUAGGCUACAGAUCAGCACCCCAGCCCCGAAUCACACACUUUCCAGCUCGAGAUACCCGAGCUGUGGCUGGUACAGAGAGAGCCCCUCGGGUGGCCACACUGAGCUGGAGGAAGGAGAGAAGGCAGGAAGAGAAGGACAGGGCCUGGGAGCGGGAUUUGAGGACAUACAUGAACCUUGAAUUCUAACCUUGGUGAAGUCUGACCCUGGUCAGCUGCUGAAGUCUAAUCUUGGGCCUCUGACCUGGGCACUUUGACUUCUACGUCCUAGGAUCUGUCCAGGUGCCAGACCCUCAGGUUUUGGUCAGUGGGCUCUGCCUUUGGGGGAGAGGGUCUGAGAGUUGAGAAAUAAACCAAACUUCUUUUUC
Cynocephalus volans (Philippine flying lemur) is the source of this 1399-nucleotide messenger RNA. RefSeq names its product G-patch domain and ankyrin repeats 1 (gene GPANK1). Gene Ontology annotation, molecular function: nucleic acid binding; protein binding. The record is from RefSeq and is a predicted model, not a curated record. Lineage: Eukaryota; Metazoa; Chordata; Mammalia; Dermoptera; Cynocephalidae. The transcript is spliced from 3 exons. The coding region runs from base 150 to 1220 and encodes 356 amino acids.